AGGGGUGGGUGUGGCUAUAAAGAUGGUGAUGCACCAACUUUAAAAACUCUGCUUUUCUUCUUCAUCCAUUCUUCUUUCUUCUUCUUCACCCACACCAAAAACUCAGAAAUUAACCAUGGGCAACUGCCAAGCUGUUGAUAACGCCACUCUAGCUAUCCAACACCCAAAUGGCAGAGUUGAUAAGCAUUACUUCCCUGUUUCCGCCGCCGAAAUCAUGAAGAUCAACCCCGGCCACUACGUCGCCCUCCUCCUCACCACCACCCUCUACUCCUCCUCCUCCUCCGCCGCCGCCGCCACUAGCAACAGUGCCCCUCUUCGUGUCACUCGAAUCAAACUUCUUAGGCCUACUGAUACCCUCCUUCUUGGCCAUGUUUACCGCCUUGUCACCUCCCAAGAGGUGAUGAAAGGAUUAUGGGCAAAGAAGCAAGCAAAGAUGCAGCAGCCGCAGAAAAUUGGAAAUGUGACACAAAAAAAUACUAUUAGUAGUUCAGAUUGUGAAGCUAUGGCCAGGAAAAAAGAUGAUGUGAAGAAUAAUACUACUAAUAAUAAUCAGGAAAGGCAGAGGUCAAGAAGUAAGACGCAAGUUAACUCUGCCACAUCCAAGUCCAGAGCAUGGCAACCAGCAUUAAAGAGCAUCUCUGAGGCUGGAACCUGAUCCUUCUUCUUCUUCUUCCUUUUUUUAAUUAAUCUUUUCUGAACAUGUACUCCUACUAAUUAGAUUGAGAUUUCUGCAAAAUACUUAGUGUAGAAAAAAUAUUUGUGAAAACUGAAAAGGGCAAUCUCAAUCUGAACAUGGGAGUUACAUUGGAUGCUUAGACAGAUCCAGACGAGAAUAUGUUCAGUGUUCUGCCACAGGAAAAACACUCAAAAUUGCACUUGUUAAUUACUACUAUUAGCUAGUAGGAGUAUUUUCUAAUAAAUUGUGCAUCUCUCUCUCUCUGGCACAUUAAUUGUAAAUUGUCAUAAUGCUUUUGGAGAAAUAUGCAGUUGAAUUUCAAAAUUGGUUUA
Messenger RNA from Salvia splendens (bonfire salvia), 1008 nucleotides. RefSeq lists its product as uncharacterized. NCBI's taxonomy places the organism in Eukaryota, Viridiplantae, Streptophyta, Magnoliopsida, Lamiales, Lamiaceae. The transcript has 3 exons. The coding region runs from base 116 to 655 and encodes 179 amino acids. The record is from RefSeq and is a predicted model, not a curated record.